UUCGUUUCUUUAUUAUUCUUCUAACCUGCCUUGCCUUUUGUUCGUUUCUUCCUACUCCUACCCCAUUUAUAUAGAUACGUGUUACUACUGCUUCUCUACUCGUUAUCCAAUUUGUUGUGCCCCAGUUCCCUUCCUUUGUCUAAAAAUUGCAGCAAUUUGUCCUCGAAAUCAGCACACAAGAUACAAAUUUUCUUGUAAUGGCCUUCUCAAAUUGAUCAUCCAUCUGGGUUUUUGAGUUUUUCAGCUGGGAAUCCAUUUUUAUUCUCUGGGUUUUAGCUGCUAUGCACAUUUCCAUAUUCAACCGACAAGAAAAUUUGGUUUUUUUUUUGGGGUGUCUUUUCUGGUUUUAAGCCGAGUGAGAGAUGCAAUCAGUGAGCUCGGAGCAGGGGAGAUCGGCGGCAGAUACGAGAGGGAAGCAUAGGAUUUCUGCUGAAUUGAAAAGACUUGAGCAAGAAGCUCGCUUUUUGGAGGAAGAACUAGAACAGCUUGAGAAGAUGGAGAAGGCCUCAGCUUCUUGCAAGGAGAUGCUGAGUAAGGUGGAGACAAGACCGGAUCCGCUACUUCCAGCGACGAAUGGCCCGCUCAAUCCAUCCUGGGAUCGAUGGUUUGAGGGGCCUCAAGAGAAAUCAGGAUGCAGGUGCUGGAUUCUGUGAUUGUUGGUGCUAGAGCAGUUUGCUAAAUUGAUGGUUGAGCUUGUUACAGAGUACAGAUAGGAAUAUCCUGUCAGGUUAUCAAAUGAUCCAUUGUGCAGAGAUUCACAAUUUUUCCUUACUCUAGAUUAUUCUAUAUCAAAAAAUUCUAUGUUUUCUCCCCUUUCAGUUACCCCUAGAAAUGGAAUGGAAUACAGCAUCGUGUACAAAUGCCCAUUUAUGUUCUUGUAAACAUGAUUAAGAAAUUUCACCUUAUAACCAAGAGAUAAUUUUCUGUUUUGUAUCCUCA
Molecule: messenger RNA, 939 nt
Organism: Coffea eugenioides
Lineage: Eukaryota; Viridiplantae; Streptophyta; Magnoliopsida; Gentianales; Rubiaceae
Product: guanine nucleotide-binding protein subunit gamma 2-like
Exons: 4
Coding region: 363-653 (96 amino acids)
Biological process (GO): G protein-coupled receptor signaling pathway
Source: RefSeq, a predicted model, not a curated record